CUUCAAAUAUGCAUUCCAGACAUUCAGUGUAACAGAAGAGAAAAAUGGCAACUAAAUUAAUUCUUGGAUGCGCUUUCGUCCUUCUUAUCAUAUGCAAAUUAGGUGUUUGCUGUAACAUUGAUUGGUUACCUUACGACGGCAGCUGCUAUCAAGCUUCCCCAUUUGAGCUUGAUUAUACGCUAGCGAGACGCUAUUGUCAAAUAGCAAAUGGAGAUUUGGCAGAAGUUGAGAAUAUUAAAACUUUACAAUUUAUCAACACUCUGAAAAAUUUUGAUGGCCAAAAAACGUACUGGCUGAAGGAAGAUAGCAGAGUCACAAGAGUGGCCGCACAUGAAUGUGACGAAGAUGAUGACACAAGGUGUCCAACUGCAAUCCCUCCAAAUCCUUGUCCCUAUGCAAGAAUGCUAAGCAUUGAAAGUGGAGAACCUGAUGAUAAGAGGUCCUUCGUCUGUGAGACUGCCGAUAGAAAAACACAACUGCAAUGCCCUGGAGGCUGGAGUUUGUAUGACUCUACUUGCUACAAGCCGAUGUCGAUUCAAGUCCCUUAUGCUGAUGCUGUUCAGAAAUGUAUUCUGCUGAAAGGACAAUUAGCUGUGUUUGAUACGGAAGAUAAACAGAAGAAUGCGAUGGCAUUGGUUCUUGGACGAAAUCAAACAUUUUAUGUAGAUGCAAAAAUGGCUGACACGAAAGUGAUGACAUGGUCCAACGGAGUUCAAUUUACGCCGUACUCUGGAGCCCUUCGCGAUGCACCUGAAGGGGAGAAUAAUGAUUGCUUGAUUUUCUACUCGGACCCAGAACACCCGACAUUAUUCACGUGGCUUCCAUUGAAAUGUGAAACUAAGGCGUAUCCACUAUGCCAGAGAUCGGCGGAAAUCCUCCCCACUACCCCACCGUCCACGGAACCACCAACCACCUCUCUACCGUAUGUCUGUCCUCAUGGUCACAACUGGAAGGUUCAUGAGAACAGUCAAUAUUGCUUCUGGGAAACAACAUACGAGACGGAGCGCUUGAACUGGUACCAGGCGAGAGCAUUCUGCCAAUCUUACGGAGGAGAUUUAGCCAGUUACGACAGUGAACAACAAGAAGAUUUUGGACUGGGGGGUGCGAAAGGACAUUACAGAGGCUUAUGGUUUGGUUUGAAGAGAGGAGAGGAUGAUAUAUUUCGAUGGAGUGAUGGUAGUGUCAUGAGAUACACGAAUUGGAACUACAACGAGCCAAAACUUCAAAGCAGGACCAAGUUCUGUGUCAAGCAUGGAGCUAUAAGUGCAACAUGGGAGCUGGAUUAUUGCGGAGUCAAGAGAUGGUUCGUGUGUAAAGCUCCUAAAGUACAAGUUCAAAAGAUACCAGACAGGCCUGUAAUACAAAAAGAGCCGUGCAACAUCACCGAUGUUUCUGUGUACAGCACUCAGUGGUAUUUGCACGGAGAUUAUUGCUACAUGGCUCACGAAGAUGCCAAGUACACAUGGGAUACUGCUAAUACGUUUUGCAAAGACAACGGGGCACACCUGGCUUCAAUUCAUUCAUUCAACGAGACUGAUUUUAUGCUGUUUAUUACGAGUACUAGCCCAGACUCGGAUUUCUGGAUCGGGUUGAGUUCUGAAAGUGUCGAUUCCCCAUUAAAGUGGUCCGACGGCACUCCUGUGGACUUUGAAAAUGAGAUGGAAAAUAAAACCCUCAUUGAUUCCUGUAUAUCUUUCAAGAAAACAGAUGGUGCAUGGGGCGUCGAAAACUGCAACCGGCUUUUAGCAGUGAUGUGCAAAAGAAGUGCUCAUUCGAAAACUGAAUUUUCUACUGCUUCGCCAACACCCGACCCUCCCGGAAAUUGCCAAGCUGGAUGGUAUCCUUAUGGAAGUAAAUGUUAUUGGAUAAAGGGUAGUAAUCACGCUAGGAUUGCAUCUUGGGCUACUGCUGCACAGGCAUGUGAAGAUAUGCAAGCUACUCUAAUCUCAAUUCACUCUCAAAGUGAUCAAGAUUUUCUAACGGACUUGGUAUGCGAGCGUGAAAUGUCAACGUGGAUCGGACUGAGGACAUUAGAGAGAGGCACAUUGUUCCAAUGGAGGGAUAGGUCCCGCAUCGAUUAUACAAACUGGGAUGCGAAUGAACCACAAUAUCCUAAAAUGACCUUGGAAUAUGAAUGGAUGGUGCCUGCGAACGAAAGACAGGAAAUGUGUACUUCAAUGUCGUAUGAACCAGACAGCAUAGGAAAAUGGCGUUUGACCGAGUGUACCGAAGCGCAUUCCUACAUUUGUGAAAAACCAAAAGAUGUGAAUAUCCUUGAACCGUCGGAGAAACCAUUUCUCUGCCCUAACAUCACUGGAUGGCUCAAACUGGAUACCACUUGUUAUGGACUGUUCGAAGAUCCUAGCCAAGAAGCCACAUGGUUGGAUGCACAGAGUAUUUGCAGGCAACGAGGUGCUAAUUUGGUUUCAUUUAAAAAUGUGGGUGUGAGCAAUUUUCUGAAGCGAAGGUACACCAGAAAAAACGUUUAUUAUUGGACUGCCGUUAGAGAAAAAUCUGUCGGCAAAUAUGAACUGGUCACGGGAGGAUCAAUGUUGUAUGCCAACUGGAUGCCUGGGCAGCCGCUAAGUGCUUCCUCGGUAAUGGACAACUGCGUUGCAAGUAACACCGACAGCUCAUGGGUCGUUAAAAGUUGCCGGGAGAAACACCAAUUUAUUUGCGAAUGGACUCCAGAACUGCGAGAGAAAAAAAUGCCUUCAAAUUCGUCAAGUCGAUGCCCUACUAAUUCAACAUUAUGGACAGAUUUAGGAGGAGCAGCAUGUUAUUAUGCUCCCAAGUAUUUCACUGAAUCAGCAAAUGAUGCAGUGCGCACCUGUUUUAUUAUGGGUGGAAAUUUAGCAAGUUUUCACUCCGAGGAGGAAGUUUUACAAGUUGCAAGUUACCUCAGAAAUACUCUGAAGCCCUUCGUCAGCCAUGUAAUUAUUGGUCUGUCUAAGCGAGGUGAUGGCAGCUAUGCUUGGUUGGAUCACACACCAUUAGAUUUCACGUACUGGGAUGAAGACGAGCCUGAUGGUGCUCAUUGCGUGAAGAUGCGAUUGAGUGACGGAAAAUGGAGUGAUACAGCUUGCAGUACGGGUAACCGAGAAUUUGUAUGCUCGAUGCCAAAAGAACAGAAAGAAGACGAAGGAGAAAAGAGUGAAACCAAGAUGAAUGACACCUCUGCAGAGGAAGACGUAGCCACAAAAUUGACUGCUGGUGCCAUUGCUGGAAUAAUUAUCUGUAUUUUAAUGCUCCUAGCUGUUGUUGGACUAACUAUAUAUCACCUGUGCCCUCCUCAAAAGAUACGACUAACACUGCUUGAACAAGAAACUGAAUAAUGCUAUAUGGAUCCAAACAUGUGAAAUGAAAAACCUCUGCACACUAUGCUGCAGGGUGAUUUUAUGUUGCCAACCUAGUUGAUCGUGUCCUGUAGAUCAAGUGUAUGUUGUGAAUUCCCUCUAUGUUUC
Uloborus diversus is the source of this 3464-nucleotide messenger RNA. Its product is annotated as macrophage mannose receptor 1-like. The transcript has 26 exons. The coding region runs from base 45 to 3335 and encodes 1096 amino acids. Gene Ontology annotation, molecular function: signaling receptor activity. Lineage: Eukaryota; Metazoa; Arthropoda; Arachnida; Araneae; Uloboridae. The record is from RefSeq and is a predicted model, not a curated record.